Closterium sp. Yama58-4 is the source of this 2013-nucleotide messenger RNA. NCBI's taxonomy places the organism in Eukaryota, Viridiplantae, Streptophyta, Zygnematophyceae, Desmidiales, Closteriaceae. The record is from the annotation of a GenBank genome assembly.
AUGGAGCCACCAACACUCAGCGCUACCCCACACACAGACGCUGUACAGCAGAGUCUCGUCAUGGCGGCUGCGAAGUGGUUAUGCUUCGUUUGCUGCAUGUGGAUUCUUUCCACAGCAGGAACGUCAGGAACAUUCGCCAUUUACUCACCCGUCCUGAAAGCCGUAGCAGGUUAUGAUCAGAAGCACAUUCAGGCGUUGGCCGUUGCCAAGGAUGUGGGAGAAAGUGUCGGUCUAGUUGCGGGUAUCUUGUGCGACUGGCUACCAGGAUGGCUUAUGCUUCUGGUUGGUGCACUGCACUAUUUGACUGGAUUUGGUAGUCUAUGGCUCGUAGCUUCGCAACGCAUUCAGCCGCUACCAUUCUGGCAGAUGUGCUCGCUGAUUUUAGUUGGAGCUCAAGGGACCGCCUGGUUCAACACAGCAGCUCUCGUGACCUGCAUACGCAAUUCUCCGAGAUCUCGAGGACCAGUUGUCGGCGUUCUGAAAGGACUGGUCGGCCUAUCGAAUGCCAUUCUUUCACAAGCUUACUCAGCUUUUUUAGCUCCCAAUCAACCGUCAUUUCUCUUGGUCCUUGCGGUUGUGCCUUUGGCAGUUGCCGUUCCGACCAUGAGCUUUGUCAGGUCAGAAAAUCGGGUCUUGUACGAUGAUAUUGAGGAGAAAACGAGCUUCGAGAAAGUCGUCAUGUCCUGCACGGGGCUGGCGUGCUACCUUCUUGUUGCAAUCUGUGUUGAAGAUCAAAUGGAACUAACAUCUCAGAUUCGGGCGUGGAUUUUUGCUGGAAUGCUGUUCUUUCUGGUUACCCCUUUGGCUGUCCCGGCUGCUCACUUGUUUGAAGAGCUUCACCUUAAUUUAAGCCAUACCUCAAAACAAGAUGAACAGUGCGAUGGAGAGGUGGAUGUAAGCGAGGCUGAUGACAAACUUCAACCCCUGAUUCAUCGAGUGUUAAGCACAGACUCCAUAUUUUCCGACUUCAGUCCAUCUGAGACACCAGCUUACGAUGACAAAGAAAACCAGCCUCUACAUUGCAGUCCACAUGCUCAUUUAAGCUCAGAGAUGAUUGAUCAAGAGUCAGGGGACCUAAGCCACUCUCAGAAAGGUUUAUUGAUGCCUGACCAGGAGAGGACUAGCAACGCUCACCCAGUCCUGGAUGUUCAUCAUAGGGGUUUGGACGAAGCUGUUCACAGACAUUUGAACAGGAGGAGGAGUUCCCAGAUCCUAUUAGCAGUGGGAGAAGGUGCUAUACGAACGAGAAGGAAGGGACCCAGACGUGGUGAAGACUUCACACUAGUUGAAGCUCUCCGAAAGGCAGAUUUUUGGCUCCUUGUGUUAUCGUACAUUUGUGGCUGUGGAUCUGGGCUGACUGCGAUUAACAACCUGGCUCAAAUGGCAUCCUCCCAGGACUACAGCCGGGUGCAACUGUUCGUGUCGCUGGUUAGCGUGUGGAACUUCAUUGGCCGCCUUGCAGGAGGAUAUUGCUCGGAGCACCUUGUCAAGACCUAUUUCCUUCCAAGGCCGCUGCUGCUUCUCGUGGCACAGCUUGUCAUGUCGGCUGGUCAUGCCAUUUACGCCAUUGCCUUCCCAUAUUCUUUGCACAUUGGCUCACUCAUUGUCGGGCUUUGUUAUGGUGUUCAUUGGUCUGUGAUGCCUGCAACCGUGAGUGAGCUCUUUGGCCUGAAGAAUUUCGGCCUAAUAUUCAAUGCAGUGGCAGCUGCCACUCCAGUGGGUUCGUACCUGUUCUCAAGUCUGAUUGCGGGGUAUCUUUACGACUAUGAGGCCCAUAAGGGUAAAGGUAUGGGGAGCCCCUGGCAACAAUCACUGGUCCAGGCGUUCAGCUCGUGGAGACUUGAUUCGUCAGAGUUCACUGAGUGCACGGGGGCCCAUUGCUUCCGGCUGACUUUCACAAUCAUGAUGGGGGUCUGCUGGAUCGGAGCAAUGUUCACUGGAAUUCUGGUAUGGCGUACCACCCGCGUGUACGUGACUUUGUACAGGAAAGGGGGAUCCUCUCAUAACCUGUGA